GGUUUACAUCAGCUCCCGAAGUGAAAUUGAACAUUGGAGAGGGCUAUAUAACUUUGUUGAAGGCCGUCAUUUAAGUGGCCUGGGUCGUGGAUGAGAAGGCACUAGUUCGAGAAACAGUCUAUCCCAUUUCUCCGUGUAGCUUUUGGUGUCCUUCUUGUACAGUGAAUACUUUUAUUGGUAAAAUGAUAUGACCGCUAUCAGUGUACUGCUUCUCAUAUAGAGUUUGCAAACGUGUACCUGAUCUCAGUUGUCUGUAUUGUCGAUUACAAUUAUGUCUGAUGUAAGAUUAAAGUCUGCCUCCGAUAAUUUUGCUGAUGCACAUGCCCUGCACGUUGUUGAUACCAGUAGAGCUAAAGAUGGAGUUUGGUUAGUCAAAGUUCCUAAAUAUCUAGCCGAACUUUGGCAUAAUGCCGGCCCUGAUGGUGUAGUUGGGAAAGUUGUUAUUGCAAGUUCAAGUACUGCAUCUCAGAAUGUUAACAAAGGUCCUGGAUCUCAGGUUACUCUUGUUACUGAUUCAGAACUGUUGAAGCAAGUCGGUGAAUCAGGAAAUCUAAUACCGAAGGAACACCAGUUUCUUAUUCAAACUUCGUCAUCUGGUGCUUCAUCUGGCGCCACUCGUCCUGGUCAAAGCACUUCAAGUUGUGUUAACCAAAAGCGUCCAGGAGCUAUAUCUGGGCAGGAACUUAUAAUUUUAUGCGAAGAUGAUCUUACGUGUUCACAAACUAGCUCAUCUACUGGAAGCACAUAUAUAGACCCUAUCUUCAGUAAGCUUGUGUCUUCUCCUUUCUCAAAUAAACCGAAUGCUCGUUACUCUCGAAGAUUAUCUUUGUUUGGACGUGUGAAUAGUCGAGCUGAGUGUCGACCACCGCCUAAUACAAGGUAUAUGAUGCUCAAGGCCCAGCAGCUUAAAGCCAAAAAUCGACCACGACAUGAAAUCCACUUACUAUAUGAACCAGUACGAAACUACAAACCAGUUUCAAAUCACGUUAAUAAUAUCGAAUAUGAGCUGAAGAAAAAGGCAGAGGGUAAGAAUCUUCGUCGAGAUAAGGAAGAUGUUCUACAAGACUUGUUCAAAGCCUUCGAAAGACAUCAAUACUAUUCAAUUAAAGAUUUGGUUGUGCUUACUAAGCAACCUUUGGCAUACCUCACAGAGAUUUUGAGAGAAAUCGCUGUAUUCAACAAUCACAUUCCGCAUAAGAAUAUGUGGGAGUUGAAACCAGAAUACAGGCACUAUACACAAGCAGAAACCAAAAGGCAACCCAACACAGAACGGACGACAUAAACGCACUGUAUUUUUCUAUUAUUAAAAUACUGAGUUUCAUAACCUUUUUGUUCUCACUCAU
Messenger RNA from Trichobilharzia regenti, 1343 nucleotides. The record is from the annotation of a GenBank genome assembly. Lineage: Eukaryota; Metazoa; Platyhelminthes; Trematoda; Strigeidida; Schistosomatidae.